This is a messenger RNA of Orussus abietinus, 3802 nucleotides long. It is a transcript of the gene Ide, whose product is annotated as insulin-degrading enzyme. The record is from RefSeq and is a predicted model, not a curated record. Gene Ontology annotation, cellular component: cytosol; mitochondrion. NCBI's taxonomy places the organism in Eukaryota, Metazoa, Arthropoda, Insecta, Hymenoptera, Orussidae. Bases 346 to 3276 code for a protein of 976 amino acids. The transcript is spliced from 14 exons. Gene Ontology annotation, molecular function: metal ion binding; metalloendopeptidase activity. Gene Ontology annotation, biological process: peptide catabolic process.
UUCAUUGUGUUUGCCACGUUACAUGUCCUUUCAAGUUUAAUUUAAUGGACUGUAAAGCACAUAUUAUAUUCGCAGACUGAACAUAACGUGAGACAAUUGACAGAACACUUGUCCGGAACAGUGCGGUGCUCGUAAGAGUGACAGCUUUUUGCGAGCACAUUUCAAUUCGAGUAUUAACAAUUUUUAAUAGUACAUGUGUUAUCAUAGUUCUAAGGAAAUUUAUAGUAAAUAAGCCACGUGUCGAAUGCGAUAACGACAUUUCUCUGCCAAAAUAUAGAAAUUUCAUCGACCACAACAUCCACAGUCAAGUAAGACUUGACUGGUAACAAAAACAACUUUGAAGUCAUGGCGUCUCAACAAAGUCAAUCCCAUGGUCACACAUCUGCUCGCUUUGAUAACAUCGUAAAGUCACCUAAUGAUACCAGAACAUAUCGGGGUUUGAUAUUAAAUAACAAGAUGAAAGUAUUACUCAUCAGUGAUUCAAAAACUGACAAAAGUGCUGCGGCUCUUAAUGUUAAUAUUGGAUACUUGAGCGAUCCACCAAAUCUGCCAGGACUUGCACACUUUUGUGAACAUAUGCUUUUUUUGGGAACAAAGAAGUAUCCUGAAGAAAAUGAGUACUCUGCUUAUUUAUCACAAAACGGUGGUCACAGUAAUGCUGUAACAGAUGCUGAUCAUGCUACUUAUGAAUUUGAUGUUAGUCCGGACAAACUGCAGGAAGCCUUAGAUCGAUUUUCUCAGUUUUUUAUAGAACCCCUCUUCUCAGAAGCAAUGACAGAGCGUGAAAUGUGCGCUAUUAAUUCUGAACACGAAAAAAAUAUCUCCAAUGAUAUAUGGAGAUUAGAUCAACUUGAAAAGUCAACAGCUAAGACAGGCCAUGUUUAUUCUAAAUUUGGUACGGGUAAUCGGGAAACAUUGUCAAUUAUACCUCAACAACAAGGUGUAGAUGUCCGGAAAGAAUUAUUCAACUUUUAUGAAACCUGGUACUCUGCCAAUAUUAUGGCACUUAGUGUACUUGGUAAAGAAUCAUUGGAUGAAUUAGAGACUAUGGUAUCAAAUUUGUUUUCUAAAGUGAAGAACAAAGAUGUGGAGGCACCCAUAUGGAAAGAACACCCUUUUGAUGACAACAGCUUCCAAUCUAAGUGGUACAUGGUACCAGUAAAGAAUAUUCGAAAAUUGAACAUCUUCUUUCCUUUACCUUACUUGCACGAGUAUUAUAAAUCAUUACCAGAAAAUUAUAUUUCACAUCUAAUAGGACAUGAAGGUAAAGGUUCUCUUCUAUCUUGUUUGAAAGCAAAAGGCUGGUGUAAUACAUUAGCUGCUGGUAAACGAUCGCCAGCUAAGGAAAUCUAUUUCUUUGGUGUCUAUAUUGAUUUAACCGAAGAAGGAAUGAAUCAUAUUGAUGACAUUAUUGCACUUAUCUUUCAAUAUAUCAACGUGAUGAAACAAGAAGGGCCUCUCCAAUGGAUAUUCAAUGAAUUUAGAGAUAUUGCGGCGAUGAAUUUCCGAUUUAAAGAGAAAUUAAGUGCUCGCAGCUAUGUUAAUUCAACAGUAUUGACCCUGCAACAUUACCCGAUAGAGGAAGUUCUGGUUGCUCAACGUCUUUUUUUCGAGUGGAGACCCGACCUCAUUGAUUGCUUAAUGGAAUCCUUAACUCCAGACAAAAUCAGAGUCUACGUAAUAGCUCAGCAAUAUGAAAAUAUUGCUAUUGAAAGUGAAUCAUGGUAUGGAACAAAAUACACAAAAGAAAAAGUAACUACUGAUAUACUUAACAAAUGGAAAAAUGCUGGAAUUAACAAUGAGCUUCAAUUGCCAGCCAAAAAUGAAUUUAUACCAACAAAGUUUGAUAUAAAACCACAUGAUUCUGUGGAUAAAUUUCCUGUUAUCAUAGAGGAUACACCAUUGUUUCGUGUAUGGUUCAAACAGGAUGACGAAUUUCUCGUGCCGAAAGCUACCUUAACAUUUAAUUUUGUCAGCCCUUUAGUAUACAUCGAUCCACAUAGCUACAAUCAUACUUACAUGUUCGUCCAAUUGCUUCGUGAUUCACUCAAUGAAUACGCUUACAAUGCGGAAUUAGCAGGACUUAAAUGGGAAAUUACUCUUAAUAGAAAUGGAUUCGCUUUUGGAGUUGGAGGUUAUAAUGACAAGCAGAAUGUUCUGUUAGAAAAAAUCAUGAAUAUUAUAACUCACUUGGAAAUAGAUCCAAAAAGAUUCAACAUUUUGAAAGAAAAUUACAUCAGAGCACUGAAAAAUUUCGAAGCAGAGCAACCAUAUCAGCACUCAUUGUAUUAUAUGAUUUAUUUAUUAAAUGGUCAAGCUUGGGGGAGAGAGAAAUUAUUGGAUGCUUGUUCUCAAUUAACUGUUGAACGAACCGAGCAAUUUAUUUCACAAUUUCUGGGUUAUAUUCAUAUUGAGUGCUUGUUACAUGGUAACAUAACGAAACGUGAAGCUCUAGAAGUUGUUAAACUUGUUGAAACGAAAUUGACCAGUUCGGUAUCUUUCAUGAAGCCUGUGUUAUCGGAACAAUUGUUACCUUGGCGUGAAGUGAAAUUAGAUGACGGAUGCCACUUUCUAUACGAGACUACAAAUCAUCUGCACAAAUGCUCUUGUACACUAACAUAUUAUCAAAGUGGUUUACAAUCAACGAAAUCAAAUAUGCUCUUAGAGCUUCUUGUACAGAUUAUAAAGGAACCUUGUUUCAAUACUUUGCGAACGCAAGAGCAACUUGGGUACAUUGUUUCUUGCAGUAUUCAGAGGUCUAAUGGUGUUCAGGGAUUAAAGAUAAUAGUUCAAAGCGAUAGUCACCCACAGUAUGUGGAAGAAAGGAUUGAUGCAUUUACAGAAUCCAUGCUAAAAUAUAUAACUAACAUGUCGGAGGAAGAAUUUAAUAAGCACAAGGAGUCACUAGCGACUAUACGUCUAGAGAAACCCAAAAUGAUGAGCGUAUUGUCCGCUAUCUUUUGGUCGGAAAUCUAUACUCAGGAAUACAAUUUCGAUAAAGCAAAUAUCGAAGUAGCGUACUUGCGGACGAUAAGUCACGCGCAAAUCGUCGAAUUCAUGAAGGAUGUUGUGUACGAUAAAUCUCCAAUGAAACGUAAAAUGUCGGUCCAUGUAAUAUCUAUGGCAGAAGGCGGUGCCGGAUUGGCAAAGAAGCCCGAAUCUGCCAGUAAACAGUCAAAGAUCGAAGACAUGGUAGCAUUUAAAGCUAGCCAAUCGUUCUAUCCCCUACUGAAACCAUUUAACAAUAUUCCUAGGAAAGGACGAUCGAAGCUCUAAAAUGCGUCUACCGUUAACUUAUCCGUAGUCUUGAAUGGAGUACGUAAUUUUCGGAAAUAUAUUUAAGUUUCGCCAUUGUGACGAAUGAAGUCAAUAAUUAUAUUUGCAAUAUUCAUGUACUAAAUCUACCAUGAAUAAGCUAAAUAUCGUCUUCAGGAUAUUGCAUUAUUCUAUGACUUGACUCAAGUCAUCUCAUUCCAGGCGUUUUGGCACUUUAGAGAAAUUGUUUUUAAAAUUGCCACAAUUUAUUUCUGACUAGUAAAAGCGGUCAACUGUUAUCGUUAUAGUAGUGAAAUGCAGACGAUCGACAUAACUGAUUCUGCAAAUCCAACCGUGUCAUUUAAUACAGAUUGUGAAGAUAAUUGUUAUAUAAUUAAUGCACAUUUCUGCGUAUUGAGCAAGAAUCAUUAACGUAGAGUGUAACAAUUGUAAAUCUUACAGCAUACAACAUGUGCAGUCUGAAAUGGAUUGUACAGUCACAGUAAUUAUACAGCUUUUCAUAUGAAUAAAUACAAUUUUUAUACAA